AUGCGCAGUGCCAUUGACGAGGGCGCAGAGAUGGAUCCCUUGAUGGAGGAGCAACACACCCAGGGCAGCAGGCGGCCGGGUUGGGUCUUGCCCUCCCUGGGCCUCGCGGCUUGUGGCGCGGUGCUCGCCUACAACCGCAGCGGGGGAAGCCCCGGGACCAGUCUUCGCGCCAGCAUUUCUUUGGCAGAAGAUUGGAGCGAGCACACCGGCAUGAACUGCUACGAGAGCCACGGUGGAGUCAAGGAUCCUCAGGGCUGGAGCGUAGGCGCCAUGACCGUGGAGGAGUGCAAAGCGCAGUGCCAGGCGAGCAGCUCCUGUAGCGCAGUGGUCGUGUCCUCCCUGCACUUGCUGGACAAGGGGCCUUGCUGGCGCCUGAAGUCAAUCGACUCAGCGGCAUGCUUGACUGGGCAGCCCUACAACACGCUGCUGCUUGCCAGUGCGCCUGCCCCACAGGCGCCGCAAGAUUCUGCACCUCCAGCACCUCCAGCACCGGCACCGGCGCAGCCCGUGCCAGCGCCGCAGCCAGCGCCAGCGCCGCAGCCCGCGCCGGAAAAAGUCGCACCGGCUCCGGGGCCGUUUGUCCCAGAGUCGCCGCAGGAGAAGGUGUACCCAGCCUCGCCGGCGCCGCCUGCCACGCCAGAUGACCCGAAUUGGGGCUGCGGGCUUCUUGGGCCUCUGCCUGGCAUUUCGGAGGGAGGACACAAAACCACGGCGCCUAUUCAGCGGAUGAUCAACGAACUGAAGAAGACCAGCUCGCUUGGCAAAGUGAGCUACUGGAACUGGAACCUGGCGCCGAUGACCGACGCUGCUGAGGUGAGUGGCAAAAAGACCGUUUUCAAGGAGGAGCUGACUCCGGAUUUCAUCUUUAUGCCAGAGCAGUGGGGUGCCAACGUCGUCGUCGACAAGUAUGUCCGCGAAGCAGGUGCAACCAACUUCCUGGACAGCAACGGUCAGCCCUGCCCGGCAGAGAUGGCCAACAUUCUUCUGGGCACCAAUGAGCCCGACAUCAAGGGCAGCUGCAUGGGCAAUAUGUUCGGCAAGUGCGGGGAGCCCUGCGACGAUGCCUCGGUGGCAUCCGGCGAUUGUCCUGCUGCCAAACUCUUCCCAACGGAUCCACCUGCUCUGCCCAAUUCCAAGGGGCAGUGCAACUGCUGGCAGUUCUCUCACGCCACAGGCGCCGGCUUUUGGCCUUUGGAGGGGUGCAGCGCGCACCAACCCCUGCCAGAGAUGUGGAAGGACCCGGGGUGCGUGGGCACCGUCAUGAAGAACUGGAAGGAGACGGCGGCCAUCGCCACCGCCAAGGGCUACAAGUUCUUGUCCACGCCCUUGGUGGCAGAGAAUCUCGACUUUGCAAAGCAGUUCAUCGAGCAUGCCUGUGGCUGCUCUGGUGGCUCCUGUAGCUGCCAGGAUGCUUCCUGCGGCUGCCCGGUCUACGUGGGCUUCCACUUUUACGCCUACGACUGCCAGCCUGAUGCCGCGGGGGGCUACGAGACACUGCAGAAGCGCUUGGAUGCCGUCAAGGCCAUCAUGGAGCAGUAUCCCUUCGUGAAGGGUGCCAUCAUCAACGAGGUGGGCAUGCUGAAUUGCGCCUCCGAAGACCUCAACCCGAUCUGCGUGCCGGACAGCGGCAAGUACCCCGCAUCAAAGACCAAGGAUCACAGCUGCCCUGUGACUGACGAGCUUCCCAAUGGUAUGGCCACCUUCAUCGAGAAGAUCUUCGAUCACAUCAUCGCGGCCAGGACCAAAGACGGGCGCGAGGUGGUGAAAGCCUUCUCCUGGUUCAACCAGGACCGCGCCGGAGGCACGUACAACCUCCGCCUGUUCGACGAUGAUGGAUCCAUCAACCAGGCUGGGGAAGCCUACAUGGCUUCCUGCCAACGCUGGCGCCGCUAG
Messenger RNA from Effrenium voratum, 1893 nucleotides. The record is from the annotation of a GenBank genome assembly. NCBI's taxonomy places the organism in Eukaryota, Dinophyceae, Suessiales, Symbiodiniaceae.